Messenger RNA from Punctularia strigosozonata HHB-11173 SS5, 1345 nucleotides. RefSeq lists its product as uncharacterized. NCBI's taxonomy places the organism in Eukaryota, Fungi, Basidiomycota, Agaricomycetes, Corticiales, Punctulariaceae. The record is from RefSeq and is a predicted model, not a curated record. Gene Ontology annotation, molecular function: metal ion binding. Bases 1 to 1158 code for a protein of 385 amino acids. The transcript is spliced from 4 exons.
AUGACGACUCGCUCAAAACCGACCGUUCUCCUCAUUCGCCUCGCAAGUCGGCCAGGCUUUUACGAACAAUAUGCCCACCUGCUGUCUGCGCUAGACGAGCGGUGCUCACUCGUCGAAGUCCGCACCGACGCCGAGGCGAUCACGCGCCUCAGCAAUCCGCAAGCAAUUGCCGCGGUGGUCGUAGCCGACGGCGCCAUGGCGGAGCUGUCGCACUCCAAGACGCCGGCAGCGCUCAAGCGCUACGUGAAAGACGGCGGCGGCACCGUCGUCUACGCCUGCGACUUCGCGGCCGAAAUACAUGCCAAGGACAUGAACACUCUUUUCCUCCAAGUGUGGGGACUCAACUGGAGGGCGGACGCUUACCGCAAGGCCAAGCACAGGCUAACGCGCCUGGAAGUACUGAACGUGUCGAAGCAGGAGCUCGCAAUCGAGAACGAAGAGGACUCAUCUGUACUCAACUACCACGCGUCGGUCGCAUUCUCCGCUUCUGGAAAGGGACACGUUGGCUACGUAGGCAGCCUGCACGGCACACCCCAGACAACGCCAGUCAUCCUUGCUCUCUGCAGCCUUCGAGAACCGGAAUUUCCAAACGCAGUGGACGAUCCGAGGUGGAAGCGUUCCAGAGAGGCGGAAGUCGCGGCGCGUGCAGAAAAGCGGCGUGCGAUGCAGAAAGAACAGAAUACAGAAGGCGAGAAUUUCAAGGAUAAGGCGAGUAACAUGACAGACCCUUCAGAACAUACGGGGGUCGGUGGCCGCAACAUCUGUCUCGCCUACCUCCUCGACAAAUGCCACCGCCCGGACGACUUCUGCCCCUACUCGCACGAGGAAGAGUACCUCCGCCUCGACGGCUGGUGGAACGACCCGAUUGAAUAUCCGCGAUUGCAGCGCAUGGUGGAAUCGAGUCACGAUCACAUCCCUAACCCGUUCGGACCGAAACUUCCACCAGCUACUGUGUCGGAGAUGUGCAUGCGCGCGGAAGCCAAGGAGAUCGAGAAGAUGGGUCCUUUCUUCAACGGGACGAUGCGCGACAUGCUGGGUUGGACAUACGAGGAAUACUGCCUGCGCAAGUCCGGAAACGACCCUGCGAAGGGAGGGAGACAAUCGAACCCAUUUCUUGCUGGGGUGAUGGUACUAGAGGGGCGGAGGGCAGGGGCGUGAAAAAGGCGCAAAUCAUCGGCUUCUUGAUGGGAGGCAAAAUGCCAGACGAUCCCAACCCGUGCUUUGAAUUUGACUUCUUCUGAUGGCGUACGAGUACUCGCUUUCGAUGGCUCGGACUGUACAGCCUGUGUAGUGUGAAGAGGGGAAUCACCCUGCAUUGGAUUCAAAGCGCGCAAAUAAAUAUUUG